AUGAAGCCAGUCGCGAUUCUGGGCGGCGGCCUGGUGGGACCAGCAUUUGCAAUUUUCCUUCAUAAACAUGAUAUUCCAUCCGUAAUCUACGAAGGUCGAGAUGAAGGAUGGCAACAAGGGGGUCACAUUGCUCUUGCCCCGAAUGCGCUCCGCGUGGCAGACCACAUCGGUAUCUACAGCAAAUUUCGCUCGCAAGGCUAUAACUAUGAGGUCCUCACGCUCAUGAACAAUUCUGGGGAUGUUCUGGCCAGAAUUUUGAAUGGGUGUGAGAAAGAGUACAGCUUUUCGGCCCUCCGUGUGCCUCGCGCGAUUGUACGGAAGGCACUACUCGACGAGGUCAAGGUGCGAGGCAUUCCUAUCCAUUACAACAAAAGGUGCGUGGCAAUUCGAGAAGAGCUCGACGAUGUCACUAUCACUUUUGAGGGCGGCGAUACUGUCCCUGCCGAGUAUGUCGUGGGUGCCGAUGGGAUCAAUUCGAUCGUGCGACGGAGCGUGAACCCCGAUAGCGGUCCUAAAUAUAGCGGCUUGCUGGCCGUCAUAGGUACCGUGCAAAAGGAGAACCUCGGAAUUGUCGAGAUCGAUUUAGAGCUCCCGUGCAUGCUCUACGGUAAGGGUGGAUCGUUCACGAUUAUGCCCGCAAGUUACGACGGAGAGGAGAUUGGUUUUUUCGCUACUGUGGAGUACCCUGAUCAAUCAGUUCAGGAAUGGGCCCAGCUCGAAAAGAACAAAGAAAAGCUUAGGGGGAUUCUCGAUGAUUUAACCGAGGAGGGAAUCUGGCCCAGCUCGGUGAAAAAACUUAUCGCAGCCGUUUCCCCAGAGACGCUGGAGAUCUGGCCAUUUUCACAGAUACCCAAACUUGAUCACUACACGUCGGAGAAGGGAAAAGUGAUUUUCAUCGGCGACGCCGCUCAUGCAAUUCCUCCAUCAGCCGGUCAAGGAGCAGCAGUGGGAUUUGAAGAUGCAGAAACUCUAGCCUAUGCCUUCUCAAAGCUCCUUCAGCCCGGCGUCGAUCAUUCUCCAAAAUACUAUUUAGAGUUAUGGGAAGAACAUAGGAAGCAAAGAAUCGCUAAGAUAUUUGAGGUCACACGAGCGGCCGGGGAAUUGAGGAGAAAGAGCAAUCAUGCUCAGCAAAUCCUUCAACAGUGGCUUAUCUGGGCAAAGUAUAAACUCACAGGGAUGGGAGCAGGUCUCGAGUGGAUAUACCUGUACAACGCAGAAAGCGUGCUUAGAGAUAUAGCGAAGCAAUAG
Messenger RNA from Penicillium samsonianum, 1248 nucleotides. Its product is annotated as FAD-dependent oxidoreductase. The record is from RefSeq and is a predicted model, not a curated record. The coding region runs from base 1 to 1248 and encodes 415 amino acids. Gene Ontology annotation, molecular function: monooxygenase activity; FAD binding. NCBI's taxonomy places the organism in Eukaryota, Fungi, Ascomycota, Eurotiomycetes, Eurotiales, Aspergillaceae. The transcript is spliced from 3 exons.